UUUACUUAUUUCAACAACAAAAAAAAAAAAAAAGAGAAUGGCGCAAGAUGUUCCUACAUUGAAACUUUUAUUAAUUGGGAACUCCAAUGUUGGCAAAAGCUCGUUAUUACUACGAUUCACUGAUGAUACCUUUUUACCCCAAGAAGAAGUUUCUGCAACUAUUGGUGUUGACUUUAAAGUUAGUAUGAUGGAAGUGGAUGGUCAAACAUAUAAACUCACUAUUUGGGAUACCGCUGGUCAAGAAAGAUUCCGUACAUUAACAUCUUCAUACUAUCGAGGAGCUCAGGGUUAUAUGAUUAGUAGCCGUGAAACAUUUGAUGCUUUGAAUACUUGGUGGAAUGAAGUGAAUACAUAUUGCUCUAGUCCGGAUGUGGUCAAGAUGAUUGUAGGCAACAAAGUGGACAAAGAAGCUUCCCGUGUUGUGACCUAUCAAGAAGGCGCAGAUUUAGCCCGAAGAUUACAGACUUUGUUCGUGGAAUGUAGUGCAAAGACCAAAAUCGGUGUGGAGGAGGCUUUUGAAGAAUUGGUCACCAAGAUCAUUGAAACACCUAGUUUAUGGCAAAAAAAGACAACAACAUCCUCUACUCUACGAAUGACCAAUGGUAGUGAAUCUACUGAUACUUCUUCUUGUGCUUGCUGAUUUGGUAUUCCCAUUGUCCUUUUUGGUUGUUUUCCAUUCCCGCCUUCCAUCAAUUCGACCUAAAUUUUAUAGGUUAAUUAUAGAAACUUACUAGAUGACCUUUCUCCCUUGCUUUAUCAUCAUCAUAUUCACGACAUCUUAGUAUAGUUCCCUUUUUUUUUUCUUUCUUAACAUCACUAUGUUUAUUCAAUCCUAUUUUCAAUCUAUUAUCUUUUCCUUUAAUUAAUAAAUAGUCACCCUCCCUUAUCGUUUA
This is a messenger RNA of Halteromyces radiatus, 893 nucleotides long. RefSeq names its product ras family-domain-containing protein. The coding region runs from base 38 to 640 and encodes 200 amino acids. The record is from RefSeq and is a predicted model, not a curated record. NCBI's taxonomy places the organism in Eukaryota, Fungi, Mucoromycota, Mucoromycetes, Mucorales, Cunninghamellaceae. Gene Ontology annotation, molecular function: GTPase activity; GTP binding. The transcript has 6 exons.